This is a messenger RNA of Diversispora eburnea, 242 nucleotides long. Lineage: Eukaryota; Fungi; Glomeromycota; Glomeromycetes; Diversisporales; Diversisporaceae. The record is from the annotation of a GenBank genome assembly.
GUAAAGGAAAACGAAUCGACUUUGAAGAUUUGACAAUUGAUAUCGAUGAAAAUAACGGGAACGAAUGGACCGAAGUAACAAAUAAAAAGAAAAAGGCAAAAAAUAUAGACAACACGGCAAUAGAUCCUGAAGUAAUAGAAGAAGAUAAAGAAUCAGUAUUAUCAUAUGAGACAGAUAAUAGCGAAAAAAUUGAAUUUGUAAAAAAAGCCAUUAGAGCAAAAACUGAAUUAACCCUAGUCAGA